CCUCUGAUAACGUGGUAGACCCAGAGCAACCAGCAGAUUUCCAUUGACCGACUUGCGCAGUUACCCGACGGGGAAGAGGAGGCAGCACAGCACAUCCAUCGUCCCCACCCCUCCCUUCCGAUGCUUCCUUCGACCAACCACGAUUGGCCAAGCCAUUAGCGAAAGGAAGGAGCUCAAGAACAACGAACAACGAACAACGAACAACGAACAACGAACAACGAACAGCAGCAGCAGGAGCAAAGAAGAAUCGUCUCUCUCGAUCAAAAGAGACCCUAGAAGAAGAAGACAAGAGUAGGGGAGCUGCGGUAAUGGAGCUCGACAAAUCAAGAUCUAUGUAUAAGUAGGUAGGUAGGUAGGUAGGUAGGUACCUAGGGAGAGAGAGAGUCAGAGAUCGUGGGACUUGGGAGAUGGGUUGGGGGUGGAGGGCGUACGAGGGCGUGGUGGUGGCGGGGUCGCUGGGGCUGCUGGGCUGGGCCGGGCUGUGGUUCCUGAACCGGAGGCUGUACAAGGAGUACGAGGAGAAGCGGGCGCUGGUGCAGAUCCUCUUCAGCCUCGUCUUCGCCUUCUCCUGCAACCUCUUCCAACUCGUCCUCUUCGAGAUCCUCCCCGUCCUCUCCAAGGAGGCUCGAUGGAUCAAUUGGAAGAUCGAUCUCUUCUGCUUGAUCCUGUUGCUGGUCUUCAUAUUGCCCUAUUACCAUUGCUACCUGGUGCUCCGUAAUAGCGGAGUCAGAAGAGAGCGGGCUGCACUUGGAGCAAUCUUGUUCUUACAGGCAUUUCUUUAUGCCUUUUGGCGCAUGGGUAUCCACUUUCCUAUGCCUUCUCCUGAAAGAGGAUUCUUCACAAUGACUCAGCUAGUUAGUAGAAUUGGUGUGAUAGGCGUGACCGUCAUGGCUGUCCUUUCUGGUUUUGGAGCUGUCAAUCUGCCUUACAGCUAUUUAUCUCUCUUCAUCAGGGAGAUUGAUGAAGCAGAUAUCAAAGCCUUGGAAAGACAACUAAUGCAAUCAAUAGAGACUUGUAUCACGAAGAAAAAGAAAAUCAUUCUGUCCCAGAUGGAGAUGGAGCGGAUGCAGGGAUCAGAAGAGAAGCUAAAAGCUAGAUCUUUUCUGAAGCGUAUUGUUGGAACAGUUGUUCGGUCUGUUCAAGAGGAUCAAACUGAACAGGAUAUCAAGAGUUUGGAAGCAGAGGUACAAGCUUUGGAAGAGCUCUCAAAGCAAUUAUUCCUUGAGAUAUAUGAACUCCGUCAAGCUAAGAUAGCUGCUGCAUUUUCUCGAACAUGGCGAGGGCACCUUCAGAAUUUAUUAGGCUAUGCUUUGUCUGUUUACUGUGUUUACAAGAUGAUCAAGUCUCUGCAAAGUGUGGUGUUUAAAGAGGCAGGUUCUGUUGAUCCGGUAACAAUGACAAUCAGUAUUUUCUUACAGUUCUUUGACAUUGGCAUAGAUGCUGCUCUUUUAUCACAGUAUAUAUCUUUGCUAUUCAUUGGAAUGCUAGUCGUCAUCUCUGUUCGAGGCUUCCUGACGAAUCUCAUGAAGUUCUUCUUUGCGGUUUCGAGAGUUGGGAGUGGAUCAACUACUAAUGUUGUCCUCUUCCUGUCGGAGAUUAUGGGCAUGUAUUUUGUAUCGUCAAUCCUACUGAUAAGGAAAAGCCUGGCAACUGAUUACAGGAUGAUCAUUACUGAUGUUUUGGGAGGGGAUAUACAAUUUGACUUCUACCAUCGUUGGUUUGACGCAAUCUUCGUAGCAAGCGCUUUCCUUUCGUUGCUGCUGCUUUCUGCACAAUACACUUCCAGAGAGAAUGAUAUGACAAAACAGAAGAGUGAAGUUUAAGGCAGGUCCCCUGUUUGCAUUGAAAGCACACCUUCAAUCAUGUUACAACAACACCCAUUUGAUGAAGCCGCUUAUAACCAAACAGGGCCCCUUGCCACCAAUUCCUUCGGUUGGUGAGGCAGCAAAAUGCCGAAUAUCUCACUUUACAUAUACUCUUCUGUGAAAGAUGUAGCAAUUUAAUCAUGUAAAUAUUGCACCACAUAUUGUGACCCAUUCUUUCUGCACGAAGCUGCUGGCAUAUCAAUGUUUUGCAGUGUCCUGAAUUUCAUUGUAUGUUGUAGAAAUCCAACUCUGUGAUCGAGGAAUUCUGGAGCACUACACCCGCUGUUGAAUAAUAUAAUAGUAGUAUCUCAACUAUAUAAUAUUAGUGCC
Molecule: messenger RNA, 2195 nt
Organism: Ananas comosus (pineapple)
Lineage: Eukaryota; Viridiplantae; Streptophyta; Magnoliopsida; Poales; Bromeliaceae
Product: GPCR-type G protein COLD1
Exons: 14
Coding region: 408-1823 (471 amino acids)
Biological process (GO): response to abscisic acid
Cellular component (GO): membrane
Molecular function (GO): abscisic acid binding
Source: RefSeq, a predicted model, not a curated record